AUGAGAAAGAUGACCAUUGAUUUUAUAUGUAAACGACACCAGUCUUGGUUUUUUCUCCUCAAUAUUUUAAUCCUUUUCGAAUUAAUUGUUUCUACUCACGGUGAGAUUGAUAUUUUCACAUCAUCAUCAGCAUCGUCUCUAAAUGGAAAUUCAAUUCGACGUCGUCGUCCAUCUACAACAUCCUCACGUCCAUUAACUUAUGGAGGAAGUUCAUCAACGCCCGAUUGUGAUCAUGGUGGUUGCUAUCCAGCAACGGGUGAUUUGCUAAUAGGUCGUUCAGCGAAUCUUUAUGCCAGUUCAACAUGCGGUCUGCGUCGUCCUGAACGUUACUGUUUUAUCGGAAAUUUAAAAAAUGUUAGCUGUGAUGUCUGUGAUGUUAAAGCUGUGAAUAAAUCCCAUACAAUUGAUCAAAUUGUUGCGCGAACACCAGGUGAUCUGAAUAAACAUACUCAAGCUUGGUGGCAAGCAGAAAACGAUCGUGAAAACGUCACAAUUCAAUUAAAUCUCGAAGCGGAAUUUGUUUUUACACAUUUGAUCAUGAGAUUUCGAACGUUUCGACCAAAAGGUAUGAUUAUCGAAAAAAGUGCAGAUUUCGGCAAAACUUGGCGAGUUUACGCAUAUUUUGCGGCAUCAUGUUCGAAUCAAUUUCCUUUUGUUCCAACAUUACCAUCACUUGACCAACCCUAUUGUGAAAGUCGAUAUUCCGAUGAUACACCAUCUACGGGUGGCGAAGUCGUUCUUCGUGUUCUUUCGCCAAGUACACUUGGCAAUCGUGAUCCUUAUUCACCAAGCAUUCAAGAAUUAAUUAAAAUCACAAAUUUGCGUAUUAAUUUUACAAAACUCCAUACCCUAGGUGAUAAUUAUUUAGAUAAUCGACAAGAGACAACACCAAAAUAUUACUAUGCACUCUACGAGAUGGUGAUUCGUGGUUCAUGUUCAUGCUAUGGCCAUGCCAAACGUUGCAUACCAACCGAAGAGGAACUGAAAGGAAAUAUUACGACUAUUGGCAAAGUUUACGGUCGAUGUAACUGUACACAUUAUACGGAAGGUUUAAAUUGCGAACGUUGUGCUGAUUUAUAUAAUGAUCGGCCGUGGCGUCCAGCUCGUAUUGGUGAACCCAAUCCUUGUCGUUUAUGUGAAUGUCAUGGGCACGCAAAACGAUGUCGUUUCGAUGCAGUACGAUAUGCCCAAACGAACUAUACAUCAGGUGGUGUUUGCGAAGAUUGCGAACAUAAUACAAGUGGGCCACGGUGUGAAUUUUGCAAGGAUCUCUUUUAUAAGGAUAAUUCUCUUCCAAUAACUGAUCCUCAUGUUUGCAAACCAUGUAAUUGUGAUGCAUAUGGAACAAGAAACAAGGGUAGCUGUGUGCAAUACGAUGAUUCACAAUUGAACCUUCAUGCCGGACAAUGUAUUUGUAAAGAAUUCGUCGAAGGACAACGAUGUGAUAAAUGUAAAGCAGGAUAUUACAAUCUUGAUUAUAACAAUCCAGAAGGAUGUCAAGCUUGUGAUUGUCAUCCGUACGGUAUUAUUGAUAAACAAUGUGAUACAACAACUGGUAUGUGUCAAUGUAAACCGCAUGUAGUUGGACAACGUUGUGAUCAGUGUCAAGAGAACUACUAUGGAUUAAAUGAAAAUUCUCCUGAUGGUUGUCGACCAUGUUCGUGUUUCCCAGGUGGCUCGUAUUCUUUACAAUGUGAUAUCGUCACAGGACAAUGCCCAUGUCGAGAAGGCAUGAUUGGACGACAAUGUGAUACACCGACUGCAGGUACCUAUUGUGCCGGCUUACAGUUCUUUACCUACGAAGCAGAAUUGGCACGAGUAGAAGAAAAAAAAUCUGUUAUAUUCACAUACGACAAUCCAAAUGAACAACGUUCGUGGACAGGUACAAGUAUUGUCAGAAUAUACGAAGGUGGCUCAUUGGAAUUCGAUGUCUAUCACAUGGCGCGUACGGGUCUUUACAACUUAAUCGUUCGAUAUAUGCCUGCUCCGAACACAUGGGAAAAUGCACGGAUUGUUGUCAUAUCACAAAAUCGAACUCAGCCGAAUAUUACUAUAUGUGGUAAUCAAACAUACGAACAAGAUGAAAACUUUAAAUUACCAACGAAUAAGACAUUUAAUGAAUUGUCGAAGCCAUUGUGUUUGAAUGAAAAUGAGCAUUAUAAAGUACAAUUACAGCUGAUUAAAUAUGGCCAUGGAGAGAAUCCACGGGAUCCAGUCAUCAGUAUUGAUUCAAUCGUUUUCGUUCCAAUAAUUGAUAAAAUUGACAUGUUUGCGAAACAUCCGCUUCUCCUGAACGACUAUGAAACUCAGCAGUGUAAACCACUGGCAUUAACUGUGGCUAAGCCAGCUGAAUUACCUGAAGUAUGUCAAAAAAUUGUCUGUGGUUUAAGUGCAUUGACUAUCGGACGAACAUUACCUUGUGAUUGUGAUCCAACUGGUUCUAUCAAUACACAAUGUGAUCCUAUCGGCGGUCAAUGUCCAUGUAAGCCGUAUGUGAUGGGCACGAAAUGUCAUCUGUGUGUCCCUGGUUCGUAUCACUUCUCACCGGAGGGCUGUACAAAAUGCAAUUGUCACAAUAUGGGUGCAUUAAAUAAUCUGUGUAAUGUGGUGACCGGUGCUUGUUAUUGCAGACCGAAUAUAUCGGGACGUGACUGUAGCACGUGUUCGCCAGGUUUCUGGAAUUUUCCAUCGUGCCAACGAUGUGAAUGUAAUGGACAUAGUGAUAUAUGUGAACCAGACACCGGUGUUUGCAUCAAUUGUCGAGAUUCGACUGGUGGCGAUCAUUGCGAAAAAUGUGCGGAUGGAUACUAUGGUGAUGCUCGAUUAGGUUCUUCUCAAGUUUGUAAACCAUGCAUGUGUCCAGGAGGGCCUGGUUCGACUCAACAAUUUGGUGAUUCCUGUGUACAUGACCCAUAUACACAACAGGUUAUGUGUCGUUGUCGAGCAGGAUAUACAGGACCUCGAUGUUCUCAAUGUGCUAUUGCUUAUUAUGGUUCGCCAACAGAACCCGGUGGUCAAUGUCAACCAUGUUCUUGCAACAAUAAUAUUAAUGUUGAUGAUCCUGAUUCGUGUGAUCGUCGAACGGGUUUAUGUUUGAAAUGUUUACACAAUACAGGCGGUCCAACUUGUGAAAUAUGUCGUGCAGGCUUUUAUGGUGAUGCACUUGGGCCGGAUAAAUGCGUUCCAUGCGAUUGUGGUAUUGGCGGUGUACAUGAUCAAAUAUGUAACAGCCGGACAGGUUCAUGUAUUUGCAAAGAGCAUGUUGAAGAUACCAAAACCGGUCGACGCUGCUCACAGUGCGUCGAUGGAUAUUGGGGAUUAGGUCGCGGCUAUUGCUCAGAUUGCAAAUGUGAUCCAGAUGGUAGUGAAUCGUCCGUGUGUGAUAAAUUUACUGGUCAAUGCCGUUGUAAACCUAACCGUGGUGGACUUCGUUGUGACCAAUGUCCUCCUGGAACGUAUGGCGAUCCAAAUUCAUGUCAACCAUGUCAAUGUUCCAACGAUGGUGCUGUUAGUUCCGAAUGUGAUUCUCAAACAGGCCAGUGUACAUGUAAACCGGGUGUUACUGGUCAAUUGUGCGAUCGUUGUGCCCGAGCUAAAUACGGUGUUGUUCCUUACUGUUCAACUUGCGGCGCUUGCUUUACUAAUUGGGAUACAGUUAUCAACAGCGUCACCAAUCAAGUUCAAAAUUCAAUUGAUCGUUUGAAUUCCGUCGAAAUUCGUCAACUAGAAUCGAUUACGAACGGUUAUCUAUUCGAACAAGUUGAGUCAUUACUUGAUCAAGCACAAAUAUCUCUCGGUCUGAAAUACACUUCAUCUGAACUUGAUUCAUAUCGAUAUAAAUAUCAAACAAUAACUGAUCGAAUCAAUCGUUUGACAACUUUACUGACCGACGAAUUUCAACCGGAUUUUCUCAAUCAAACGAAACGUUUCCGUUUCGAGGAAGAUCUUUCUCACACGACGAAUGUUAUCAAUGAAACAUACAAACUAAUCGAUUUCUAUAAGAAACAAUUCAAUCGUGCCAAACACGCAGACUUACGUUCAGCCGGUAUCAGUGCUCAAACAGUUGAACAAGAACUGACCGAAAUCAAAAAUCAACUGUUACAACUGAAAGAUUACAGCACUCAACAGCAAAUACGAUUGGAACGAUUAAAUGCAAGUGUGAUGGCAAACAACGAAGAACAUCGAUUGAAAACACAGCAAACCAAAGAGCAAAUCAAAAAUUUCACUGAAACUUUCGAAGAAUUCAAUGACAAAUACGUGAAUAAGGGAAAUGUCAGCGAACUUCUCUGCGGUUCACGCGGUAUUCAAAAUGAUCAAUGUUCAAUCUGUGGUGGUGAAGGAUGUCAAUCUACAUGUGCAAACUCGACAUCUCAAUGUUCGGCAAGCAUUCAUGGACAAUUGAAUCAACUAAUAACUACCAUCGAUUCCACCCGAGACGAAUUGAUUAGAAAACAAAAUGAAACUACUGCGAUAUACGCACAACAAUAUGAUAUUGAAAAAGAUAUAAGUCAAGUAUUGAACCAAAUUCUUCUCGAACAACAAAAAUUUGCAUCAUUUAAUCUGACGUUGAACGAAACGAGUACAAAUAUUGAUUUAAUUCAACAACAGAUCACGAAUUUAACCGAUGUUUUACACGAUCGUAAACCAGCGGAUAUUCGAGAAUUGAUCGAUCGAAUCUUGUCGAAGAGAAUUUCGUUAAAGUCAAAUUAUUUGGAAGAAGUUAUUCGAGAUAUUCGCUCAUUAGUCGAACAAGCGCAGAAGAGUAGUCAAACGGGCGAUGAAUCGGAAAAGAUUCGUGAUGCAACACUAAAAUUGAAUCGCGCGCAAACGAUCGAAAACGAUUUAACAACUUAUGUCAGAUCGUACAAUGAGCAACAAAGUGGCAUUGAAUUAUUGGAUAAUCUCGUCGAUAAACUUGAUAACGAAACCAAUGAACUGAAACGUUUGGCAAGCGAAACCAGCCGUCGUGUUGACGAAUUGAAAACUGCUGUUAUACAAACAUCAGAUUUACUCGAUAAAUCAGAGCAAAAUCUGAAUGCAACACGUGAACGUCUAUUGCAAUUACAAGCGGCAGAGCAAACACUCAAUUCCAGUAUUCGAAAUUCCAUUGAAGUCAUCGCCAUUGAAACCGAACGAAAUAUCAAUGAUUUCCUACCUAAAUAUCUCGAUGAUCUAAACGAAGAUUUGAUCAAGCUCAACGCUCAUUUCGUUAAUUACACACGUGAUAAGCAGGAUCUACCAGCUGAAACACGUUCUACUGCUGUUCGUGUACGUACAUUGAACACAAAUGUGAAAACUUUACAACAGAAAAUUACUCAAUAUAGUUCGAAACUCAAUGAUGCAUUGAAAACGUUUGAUACCAGUCGUCAAACAAUGCCAAAUAUUCAACGUUUCGAACAACUACGAGACACGGCACGAACAAACAAGUUUUCUGAUUAUUCAACAUUAAAACGUCACUCAUCUGAUAAUGACCGAGUCGUAAAAAAUCAAUUAUCUACCGAUUCUGCAUCUUAUAUAAGACAACGUCCAUCUUUGCCAAUAUUACAUCAAAUGCAUCAACAUACAACCGAUGAAUCGACAAUUGGCGUCCCUAGCCGAUUAUGCAGUGUAUGUGGUGAUACGAGUACCGGAAUUCAUUUUGGUGGUAAUAGUUGCGAAAGUUGUAAAGCGUUCUUUCGUCGAUCCGUUCAAUGUAAUCGUUUUCAAAACUACAAAUGUUCAAACGAUGAGAAAUGCGUAGUCAAUAUCGUUACACGAAAAGUUUGUCAAUUUUGUCGAUAUACAAAAUGCACGGCUAUUGGAAUGAAGCCAAAAUGGGUUCUAUCGGAUCAAGAGCGAGAGGAGAAAUAUGGCGCUCGACGAAAACGUUUCCGAGAAAAUCGGACAAAUGAUGAAGAUCCAGAUAUUUAUAAAUAUUUAACAAAGGAAGAAAAACUGCUCAUUGAAGAUAUUGCACAUGCUCUUUAUCAAUCGCGAGCGACGUAUCCACUGAAUUUUCCGCAUACAUCCGCUUUAUUUACUAAAUCAUCCAAUGAAACUUCGACAGCUCAAACAAGUACAAGCGAGAAACCUUCGAGUGAACCAGCGAAUUUUCUCAUCGUUCCUAUUCAACGUCUUGUACUAUUCGCACGAAUGCUCAAAGACUUCGACUUAUUUUCCGAAGACGACAAAGUUUGUCUAUUGAAAGGUUCGGCUAUUGAAAUCAUGGUUUGCUCAUCAACAACAUUAUUUAAUCCCAAGACAUACACAUUUACGAACUAUUUAUCGCGCGACCAACGUGCGCUGAUGGACGAACAAAUUUUACCUCUUGAUCCGUUAUUAAUUCGAUUAUGGGGUGACGAGAUUUUCAGUCGCACACGAAGUUUUCUCAUAUCAAUGUGUAACCUACACAUCGAUGAAGUUACAUCAACACUAUUAGUUCCGAUUAUCUUGUUCUCGCCGGAUCGUUUGAAUAUUCAAAAUCUGGACUUAGUAAAGCAGUUACAAGAAAAAUACGCAUCAAUUUUGCGGAAAUACAUGAAUUGGCGAUAUGGAACUGAGCAGACUGAUCGAAUCUAUCCAAGACUUUUACUUCAAACGACGAGUCUGCGAACGUUAAGUUCAGCACAUGGAGAAAUCAUUCAGAAAUUCAUUGCGACAACUAAUGUCAAUCCACUUGUCCAAGAGAUAACUAUUAAACCGGAAAUAUACAACAGAACAGUUUCGGAAAAAAUGGAUUCUUUUUCGAUGACGUCAUCGCCAUUGGAUUCUGAAAUGUUAGAUUUUGAUAAAACUCCAUCAAAUGAGACGGAGAGUAACACUGGUUCGGAUGAUGAAGAUUUGAACAAGAAAAAGAAUCGUUCGUUUGAUGAACAUAUGGAUUUUGAUAAUGAUGAUUUGGGCGAGACAGAUCUGCGUAACAUCUGGCGGAAAAGACGGAAAAUUUCCACGCCGACCCAAUCGUCAACAACGACGACGACGACACAAAACGACCGAACAUAUUACGAACAAAACAAUCCCAAUAAUAAUAAUAAUAAUCAGAGAAAAAGUUCUAACGAACAGAAACAUAUGGAUAAAUAUUCAACAACUACCUAUUCACAUAUAAAACGAUUCGAUCAUCAAGUACCAGCUGUUGUACCUGUUCAUCAUGAUGACACAAUGCUUUUAGCAAGCGGUGGACCUGCUGCUAAUCUACAAGAUCAGUUUCGACAAAUGUCAGAACAAAAACAAUCAUUUCUUGCAAGUCCACAAUACAUUCAACAACUGCAACAACUGUAUCAAGCGAAUUCAUCACCAUCCAACGAUCUUUCGUCAUAUGACUUUUCUUCAGCAGCGAAUGCCAUGACUUAUAAUUCAACAUUAUCACCACCACCUGAGCAUUAUUAUGAUCCAUCAACAUAUGAAACCCAUCGGCAACAAUAUGCACAAAUUUCUCCAGUUCCUUCUCAACAACAGCAAAAUGAACAAGAGUUUAGUCAUCUAUCAAUAGCAAAUAAUCAAAAUCUAACACCCCCGAUUCAGUCUGCAACAAGUUCUCAUUAUCAAUCGUUAACAAAAACAGCGACGGAAGAAAACGAACAACAUCUAUUAGAUGCAAUUCAUGCUCAUCCACAAAAACGUGAUCUCGUCAUGAAUCUUCUACGACAAAUCGAACAGGAAACAUCUCUCACUCGUCAUCAUCAACAACAACAACAACAGCAACACUCGAAUCCAUCGAGAGAAACGAAAUCACAUGAAGAUAAUCCGAACAUGGACAGUGAUGACUUGCUAUAA
Adineta ricciae is the source of this 7752-nucleotide messenger RNA. Lineage: Eukaryota; Metazoa; Rotifera; Eurotatoria; Adinetida; Adinetidae. The record is from the annotation of a GenBank genome assembly.